CCUCUGACCGCUGCUAAAGGUGAGCAGCUGCAUGACUGUGCAUCAAUGUUGCGAUUGAUUUCAAGAUCCCUGUGCCUCGGCUGCCAACAUGUCACUGCUCUGCCUUUAAAACUCAGGCCAUGUGCAACGCUCAGCUCGACUGAGAACCAGCAGACCAUAGAGGCUCUUUAUGAUCUCUCGGUGGAUAUUCAGAAAGUCCGGCAACUUAAGGGCUGGGUGCUUUGUCAGAGCCCGUCUUACACUAAGCAGGUAGCCGGCCUGCUGGAGGACAUGGGGGCCUCUGGUCAAGUCGUUGCUCGAAUCUUAUCGAAUCAUCCCGAAGCUGUUCUUUGUAAUCCGGAGCACAUGCAGACUCAGAGGGAGCUGUGGAUGUCCGUGUGCCCGAGCGAGAGAGAGCUGGUCGGUAUCAUUGAGAAGUUCCCCGCUUCUUUCUUCACCUCCUGUAGCCACCAUGACAACCAGCGGGACAACAUCGCUUACUUCCACAGCCUAAACCUCAACAAAAGAAUCAUCACCAAACUGAUGGCCAGCGCUCCGCAGAGCUUCGGCCGGCCCGUCGAGCAGAACCAGCUGAUGGUCCGUACCCUCCAGCGUGCCUACCAGGAGCUCGGAGGAGAGGAGGCCAAUAUGAAAAUCUGGCUUCAGAAGUUGUUGAGUCAGAAUCCGUUUGUCCUUCUCAAGCCGCCAGAGGCGCUGAGGCAGAACCUGAUGUUCUUGAGAGACAAGGGCUUCAGCACAGCAGAGCUCCUUCGCCUCCUUUCUAAACUCAGGGGGUUUGUCACCGAGCUGAACCCGGACAGCAUGCGUCACACGCUGACUUUCUCCCAGGACGCCAUCGGCUGCUCUGAGGCCGAGCUGCGGGACAUCGUCCUCAAGUGUCCGGCUCUGCUUUACUACCCGGAAUCCACUCUGGCCGAGCGCUUUAAGGGCCUCCACAGUGCAGGGAUCAGCAUGUCUCAAAUCACCGAGACUCCAACAGUCCUCGAACUGACCACGCAGAUAGUGAAUUAUCGCAUCCAACAACUGAAGGCACGUGGCUAUGACGUGAAGACGGGUAGUCUAGAUGUGCUGAACGGCACCAAGAAGGACUUUGAGAAGAGCCUUGGGAAACUGCAACUGCGUAGAGAGAGACCACUUUUUAAUCCCGUUGCCCCUUUAAGAGCAGACGACUGACAAGUGCAGGUGGACUAAUGAAAGCAUGACUUAUAUUUAUAUGAUGUCUGUAUCAGAGCUAAUGCACGUGUGCCUUCAUGUAAAACAUUUCCUCUAUAAACAUAUGGUGCAUCUUGUCCGCGAAGUUGCUUAAACUUAAAACUCGAGCACAUCUCGAAGACGGUCUUACAAACUAACCUUGAAGAUUGUUGCUUUUAAUGUUGUUUCUUCUCAUGUGCUAAAAAAGUCGGUUUGUGCUCAACCCAAGGUGCAAAACAUUUGUACUUUUCUUUUUUUCCCUUGCCAGACUUGUCAGUGGUGUGGGUUGCAAAGUCAUCGAAAUCCAGUUAAAGAGCUAUUAAUGAGUCUUGUGACUGUUUGUGAACUUUGCUCCUUCGCCUGUCUCAAGCAUUCACGGGAGGUCCUAGGACAAAACCAUAAUUAGCUAUUAUAAACUGCUCCUAUAAUUACAGACAAUUAUGUUAAUCUUUCUUUGACUUAUUUGGUCCUGGCUGAACACUCAGUCUUCCUCACUGGGGUCGGACAGUGUUACACAGGUAAAGGGAGUUCACCUUUAUUACAAGUGUAAAUUCAUAUCAGAAGACAUUACGGUGACGGCAACGUAAUGAAUUCCUAGAUUUAUAUCAGAAAGACAAAUAUCCAGUCUGCCCUCACGUCUGACAGCUUUUGGAAGAGAGGCUGUCCUUCGUCUAGAAAAGAGAAAGGAAAUAUAUUGCAGCUCACUCGUAAGUUGCCUCAUUAGAAUAACUUCACAUAAAGCUCUGUUUGACAUAGCGUAAUGACAGAUGUGCCACGUCGUCUCUCAGAUGUAUUAUUGAGUAUAACUGAGGACGAACGAAGUUUUAAACCCAUUUUAUUUACAGCCAGAGUUUCAUUUUCACACAAUGUUCUUGGCGCUGCACAACUGCUCCCCUCAGGGAGGAAAUGUGGCCCAGAAUUUUAUUGUUAUUCCACAGAUGGAGACACUUUAUCAUGAGUUAUAUUUCACUAGAAAAUGUCACUUCAUUAUCACAUCAAAUGAAUUCAAACGUGCCAAUGUGAGGAGGUUUUAAAAAAAAAAUGAAGGAAGGAAAAGGAAGUUCCUUUGAUUUGGAUCUGAAGUGGUUUAUUUGAACUGUAAUCUUUGCUGCAAUCUUCAUUUUUAAGCAGUUUAAUUAUUUUAUGCAAAACUGGUUUCAAGUGACAAUCAAAUAUUUCUGAAAGUGACUGCUUUUAGGUCAGUGCUCAUUUAGUGAAAACCAAAAAAUCAAUUUACAAUCCCACUGUGCCUGGUCUGCAGCGAGAGGGCAUGGUUAAGAGUCUAGUGUCAGAUGUGUCGCAGUGUUUCAAAGCCAUCAGAAGCCCUUGAAACUUAAAUCGUAGCUUUUAAUGGGAGCAAGCAUCACAGCUAAUGAAGCCACGGCUUUACGCCUCAAGGUUCCCCCGCUUUCGCGAUGAGGUUCACGACAAAGACGGAGGAUGUGUGUCCAGAGUUGCGGGGUCGUACGUUAACAACUUCCACUUCCCAUCUGCUGCUGUCGGCAUCACUCACCAUGGUUCUGUAGUCAUGGCGAUAGCCAAUGGGCAGAUGAUGCAGAAACGGGUGCAUCUAGUAAUGAAUUUGUGCUCGGCAGAUGGAUGCCUGGGUCGAGUUCAUUUUUCCAACCAUUCGCAACAUGGAACCCCUGAGGGGCCGCAACAUUACCUCAAGUAAACUGCAGCUGACGUGUUGAAGGUUUCUAAUUUUCACUUGCAUUUGCUUGAACUCGUACUGCAGGGUUACAGUCUAUGCAUUUCAACCCUUACGAAGUAAUAAAUGCAAGGAGUUAAUCAGGAUGAGUCAAGGCAAGCCUCAGGUGUAUAAAUGCAAGUCACAUCUGCUUUUCAGCCAGUGUCCUCUUGUCCUCUUGUCGACAGCCGUGCCAGUCUGUGCGGAGCUCUUGAAUUACACAGACAAGCCAGAGAGGUUAAUACGAGAGAUUAUAAAUUAUCCUUUUUCAUUUCAAACCAGCCAUUGGUUGAUACUAGCCACACUUAACACGGUGCUUUUGUGGGUCAUAUCUCAGCAGAGAGGGGUGACAUCUGCAAUUAGAAGCCAUGAUAUCCUGCUGAGGCACAAGCAUGGGUGACCUUAUUUCCUGAUUUGUUGUCGCUGUGAGAUAAGCCUGGGAAUUUUUUAUUUAAAUGCAUAGACAUCUGUUAAUUUAGGGGCAAACUGAUCCAGUCUUCAACUUUUACUCUGACUCAAAGGAUAAAAUUAACGUGUGUUAAGCAGAAAACGAUGAGGUAAAUUAAUUUCAAAUGUUGAGUUUUGUUUUGUUGAUAUAUUUAUGUCACCCAUGCAUUUUAUGGCAUACAAAAAGA
Molecule: messenger RNA, 3516 nt
Organism: Cololabis saira (Pacific saury)
Lineage: Eukaryota; Metazoa; Chordata; Actinopteri; Beloniformes; Belonidae
Gene: mterf2
Product: mitochondrial transcription termination factor 2
Exons: 2
Coding region: 46-1173 (375 amino acids)
Biological process (GO): regulation of DNA-templated transcription; termination of mitochondrial transcription
Cellular component (GO): mitochondrial matrix
Molecular function (GO): double-stranded DNA binding
Source: RefSeq, a predicted model, not a curated record